Peniophora sp. CBMAI 1063 is the source of this 591-nucleotide messenger RNA. The record is from the annotation of a GenBank genome assembly. NCBI's taxonomy places the organism in Eukaryota, Fungi, Basidiomycota, Agaricomycetes, Russulales, Peniophoraceae.
AUGUUCUCGUUCAUGAAGAUUGCUACCUUCGCAGCCCUCGCCUUUGGCACCCUCGCGUCGGCGAUUCCAUCCCCGGCUCCCAUCCUGACCGUCGAGGAAGGCGCUCUCGUAGAGCGAAAGACUACUUCCAAUGUCGCGAUAGUCCUCGCCAACUUGACCGUACACGUCACGCCCCUCUGCCUAAAGCUCACGGAGCUCACGGCAACGUCUGCUACUCCGGCCAAUACGACAGCAAUCAUAGACCAGAUCAAGGUAGUCCUCGAGGAAGCCGUUGAGAUACUUAAGGGUGUCGCUACUCUCGGCUCUAGCAUCGGUGAUAUCCUUCAGCUCCUCGCCGCCAUCAUCAAGUUGCUCAUCACGUCCAUCAACCAUGUUGUCAGCGUAUGCCUCGACAAGGAUGUCAUUCUCCAGAUUGUGAAACUGGUCGACGGACCUUUAGCUGCACUCAUAUCUGCUAUUCUGGGCCUCGUGGGCGGCGGCGGCAUUCUUUCGUCUGUCAUCGCCCAGCUCGUUGGCCUUCUUGGGAGCAUCAUUCAGACCCUCCUCUCUCUCAACUUUACCGCGUGCGAACAGGUGUUGUUGAUUUUGUGA